UAACUAAAAGAAUAAUUCUUUCAUCAGGUUUCAUUUUUAUAUGCAGCGAUGUAGUUGUGUGAAAUUACACAAAAAAGAGCACGGGAUAAACAGAAACAUGUUAUUUUAUAAGGGGGCCAUCAAGUCUGCUGAUGUUCUUUCAACUCACAUGCACUGCAAACACUGUCAGCUGAGCCCUGGGGUGAAAAGGGGAAAAGACAAAAGUUGUGAUCAGACCUGUGCUAACAAGCUCCAAAGUGUUACACAAACUUCUGGCUGGAUUAAAGUGAUUAGUCCAUUAUAUCUGAAUUAUCAGAUAUUGAGAGGGGGCACUGACUUAAAAGCUGCUCCUUUUUUGUGGCUCAGAAUUUCCUGAGAAUGACUCAACAAUGAGCAUAUCAGAUUCACAAUUGUUUCUUUUGGUACAAAGUGGUUAUAGAAACACUUCCCACUCCCCUCAGGCAGUUGCUUGGUAUUCACUCGGCUCUCAGUGCAACUCGCUACUCUGCUGUCAGGUGAUCAUCACAAGACCAAUGGCUUAAUCCUUCAGUACAAAAGCAAGACCAGAAAUGAGAGGCUUUCUUAAUGUGCAUGAAACCAGCUGGAACACAGCAUGAUUUGCCUUUAAGUGUUGUUUCCACAGAUGUUAAAACUAUCACUGAAUCUAAUUCGAAGAUACACAACGGGGGACCGUAGCAGAGAGAGAUUCUACACUCCUCUGGGGGAACUAAUUGACCGUAUCUACAAACUGAUUUGUCACCAGGAAACAAGCAGGUGAAAGAUGAUGAUUGCACUGGGCCUUGGUCUUUUUUCUCUAUUUUUCCAUCCGGACCCUGCAGAGGCUCAGUUUCCUCGAGUGUGCUGCACAGUGGAGGGGAUCCAGACCAAGCAGUGCUGCCCUGCGCUGGGCUCAGAUCCCGCUAAUGUUUGUGGCUCCCUGUCAGGGAGAGGCAUCUGCUCUGCUGUCCGAGUGGACUCCAAACCCUGGGGAGGACCGUACAGACUGAGAAAUGUCGAUGAUAGAGAGAGGUGGCCGACCAAAUUCUUCAAUCAGACUUGCAGAUGCACUGGAAACUUUGCAGGUUACAACUGUGGUCAGUGUAAGUUUGGCUGGACUGGACCAAACUGCGACCAGAGGAAAGCUCCUGUUGUGAGGAAAAACAUCCACACUUUGACCCCCGAAGAGCUCGAAGAGUUCCUGAAUGUUCUGGAACUGGCCAAGACCACCAUCCACCCAGACUAUGUCAUUGCCACCCAACACUGGCUGGGGCUGCUGGGACCAAAUGGAACCGACCCACAAGUUACCAGCAUCUCCAUCUACGACUUCUUUGUCUGGCAGCAUUACUACUCAGUCAGAGACACUCUUCUUGGUCCUGGCCGUCCAUUCAAAGCCAUUGAUUUCUCACACAAAGGCCCAGCAUUCAUUACUUGGCACAGAUAUCACCUUCUGAGUCUGGAAAGAGAGCUUCAGAGACUGACUGGCAAUGAGAACUUUGCAGUCCCCUACUGGAACUUUGCCACGGGGCAGAGUGAGUGUGAUGUUUGCACCGACCGUCUGCUGGGAGCCAGAAACCCAGACAACCCCUCGCUCAUCAGUAACCAGUCCAGAUUCUCCAGAUGGGGUGUGGUGUGCAACAGUCUGGACGACUACAAUCGCCUGGUGACUCUUUGCAACGGCACCAAUGAGGGUUUCAUUCAGAGAGGGAUCAUGGAGAGAGGAAACAUGUCUCUGCCAACCAUGAAUGAUGUCAGAAGCUGUCUUGGCAUCAGGGACUUUGACAGCCCUCCCUAUUUCACCAACUCCUCCUUUAGCUUUAGAAAUGCUCUUGAGGGCUAUGACAAGCCAGACGGACAACUGGACGAAUCAGUCGAUAACCUUCACAACCUUGUCCACUCUUUGCUCAAUGGAACCAGCUCUUUGCCUCACUCUGCGGCCAACGACCCCAUCUUUCUGGUGCUCCAUGCUUUCACCGAUGCCAUUUUCGACGAGUGGAUGAGGAGGUUUGUUCCAAACAACGCCACCUUCCCAGAUGAGAUGGCCCCCAUCGGUCACAACAGGGACUACAACAUGGUUCCCUUCUUCCCUCCCAUCACUAAUGAGGAGAUCUAUGUCCCAUCUGAGCAGCUGGGGUAUUCCUAUGCCAUUGCCCUGGAUGAUGCAGAUGGAGGGCCGAGCGUGUUCGUGCUGGGUUCCACUCUGGGGGGAGUCUUCAUCGGUCUCCUGGUACUUCUCCUUAUCUUUGUGCUCUACCUGCGUCAGCGGAGAAACAGAGGCUUUGAACCUCUGAUAAAAGCAGAUUUCACAAAUAGAAAGUACACAGAGGAAGCCUAGAUUUCACCUGUCGUACUGAAAUGCACUUCAGUGCUCAUACAUACCUAAGAGCGAUGGAGCAGCCGCUCUACAGUGUUCUGUAGGCUCGGCUGUGAAGCGCAAGGAAAAUAUUAAUGCUUCAAAUGAAUGACGUUUAUGCUUUUUAGAUAGCAAAUCAAAUUUCAUGUAGGAAAAAUCAUGUGAAUGUUAUUCUAAUAAUUGGAAAAUAUUAAUAGAAAGUCGCCACACAUUUCAAACUAGUGUAAAUGAAUGUAUACUUUGACCAGAGCGGAAAGAUCCUUUUAGAAAAUGUCAAAACACGACCCUUUUUUCCACCAGUA
Molecule: messenger RNA, 2631 nt
Organism: Acanthochromis polyacanthus (spiny chromis)
Lineage: Eukaryota; Metazoa; Chordata; Actinopteri; Pomacentridae
Gene: dct
Product: dopachrome tautomerase
Exons: 8
Coding region: 761-2311 (516 amino acids)
Biological process (GO): positive regulation of neuroblast proliferation; melanin biosynthetic process from tyrosine; developmental pigmentation
Cellular component (GO): melanosome
Molecular function (GO): oxidoreductase activity; dopachrome isomerase activity
Source: RefSeq, a predicted model, not a curated record